AGUUUGUUCGCUUCUAACAUAUAUAAUAUCAAAAUCAGAAAGAAAGAAAGAAACAAGGUCCAAAAUUGGGAUGAAUAUGUUGGCAAGCACGAGCAGCAACACCGCUUUGGGUGGAUGGACGGUGCUACAAUUAUCCAAAAUCAAAACCAACCGCACUGUUUCUUCUUCUUCAAUCUCUCUUCGGAUCUCUGCAACCUGCGACGACCGUCCUCAUGGUCCAUCUUGUAUAUAUGUCGGUCCUCUUCAAACCGCCACCAAAGAGACCCUUGAAGCUCUUUAUUCUCAGGCAAGAGAUGCAUAUUACAGAGGAGAGCCUUUGAUACUUGAUGACAUGUUUGAUAGAGUUGAGUUGAAGCUUAAGUGGUAUGGUUCCAAGUCAGUUGUUAAGUAUCCUCGAUGCAGUAUUAGGAGGCAAUCAACUUAUGCUGAUGCUGAGGAAGAUCUAUCUAUGGUUUUUACAUUGGCGAGUACAUGGACUCUCUUUUUUGCAAUUGGUUGCUCAGCUUGUAUUGGACCAAUGUUUUACACCAUCAGCUUGGCUCAUCAAAAUGCAUUUAACUCAGGAUUAUAUGGUAGCCGAGGAUCAGAACUAGGGUUUCUUUUCAUGGUGAAUACCAUUAUCUUCAUGGCACUCGGUUUUGUCAUAGGAUAUCCAGUUGCUUCAGCUUCAGUUAAAGUUCUUCAAGGCUUAUGGAGGAACGACUUGGCAGCACUAAAGGGUUCGUGUCCAAAUUGUGCAGAAGAGGUAUUUGCGUUUGUAAAAACAGACAACGCUAACUCACCCCAUAGAGCAAAGUGCCAUGUAUGUGAAUGCUUAUUGGAGUUUCGCACUGAGAUCGAGCAAUCAACUUCAAGAUUUGGUAGACAAUGGGUUUAUGGGCGGAUUUACCUUGUGCGCAAAUCCAGACGCCAAAGGGAGCUGUAAAUUUUCUGAAAAUAUUAAGGAUAAGGAAAGAAAUACAAGCAACUUCUGUUUAGUUUAAAACGGUUUUUGUCUGUUAAGCCAACUUGUACACUUCUAGCUAGAAAGAAAGGAGUUGAUAUGUCAAUCACUGGACGCCUGAUUUAUUUGAUUUUAUUAUGUUUUUUCAUCGUCAAUAGCUGUAGUUUUUCGGAUGAUUAUAGAUAUUGAAAUGUAAUGUUGGAGAUGAAAGGUCAAAUGUAAACCAACAUGUGUUGAAAUCUAAUUGCUAGCCAUUAGUAAAAUAAAGUACACUGGUCUCAGCAAAAAUAUAUUAGAUCACUGUAAUAUGUUCAUGA
Messenger RNA from Vicia villosa (hairy vetch), 1260 nucleotides. RefSeq lists its product as uncharacterized. Gene Ontology annotation, molecular function: oxidoreductase activity, acting on iron-sulfur proteins as donors. Lineage: Eukaryota; Viridiplantae; Streptophyta; Magnoliopsida; Fabales; Fabaceae. Bases 71 to 925 code for a protein of 284 amino acids. The transcript has 7 exons. Gene Ontology annotation, cellular component: chloroplast thylakoid membrane. Gene Ontology annotation, biological process: photosynthetic electron transport in photosystem I. The record is from RefSeq and is a predicted model, not a curated record.